AUGGUUGGCAGGAAGGUGCUAAAGUCUGGACGCAGCCUAGUGGAUCAGAUUACAAUGUUGUGCUUAUUAUUGAAUCUCUUUUUAGUUUUCCUCACAGGAGAAAAAGCCAAUUCAGUAUUAAAACGCUACCCAAGAGCUAAUGGAUUUUUUGAGGAAAUAAGACAGGGCAACAUUGAGCGUGAGUGCAAAGAAGAAGUCUGCACAUUUGAAGAAGCGAGAGAAGCUUUUGAAAAUGAUGAAAAAACUGUAAGUAUGUUGGCCAUCUUUUUAAAAGAAAAGACCUAUCAGAACUCCCCUCUGCUCGGAGAAGAUGCCUCCUCACCUCUCUUGACUCUGGACCGCAUGCCGUCCAAGGUGAACUGA
Molecule: messenger RNA, 363 nt
Organism: Phacochoerus africanus (Common warthog)
Lineage: Eukaryota; Metazoa; Chordata; Mammalia; Artiodactyla; Suidae
Product: transmembrane gamma-carboxyglutamic acid protein 1-like
Exons: 3
Coding region: 1-363 (120 amino acids)
Cellular component (GO): extracellular region
Molecular function (GO): calcium ion binding
Source: RefSeq, a predicted model, not a curated record